CAGCUCUAUUGGAUUUCUAUCCGGAGACAUCCCUGGAACCCAUACCGCGUUAUACCUCUACCAAUAUGGCUUAGCCGCACAAAAACUGUAACGGGCAAGUUUCACUGUUUUUACUGUCUGCGCAAGUUGUCAGGAGUGUUACAUGUAACUCAAUGUUGUAAACAGUAAUCGCCGGUCAAUAGGCCUAAUGGUUAAAGACGAAGCGCCGUGUUAUUGCAAAAUAUGCUUGGUGGGUGGGUCUUAAAAGCCAGCGCCAAUGAAACGAAUAGAAUGAGUGCUGUAUAACAGACGGGGACGUUUCAUUAUUUAUUUUUUAUAUAUAAUAUCCAUUUAUCACUGUUGUGCGCAAGGGAGGUGGAACUAGAGGGAACUAACUGUCCUUGUUCGUUCUAUUUGACUGGCGUAAUCAUAUCUUGCUGUAGACAACCACACGCGAGGUUGUUCCUCAACACAUCGUUCAGAAUGGCUGGGCUGGUGAGUAGCAGAGGGUGUCACAAAAUCAGGAGUUCCCAAAUAAGAGAGCUUCUCGAUUCCAAGCUCAACGUCCUUUUUGAUUGCGACGGAGUCAUCUGGAAUGGCGAAACGGUAGUGGCAGGCGCGCCAGAAGUGGUGACACUACUGAAACAACAAGGCAAAAAGGUAUUUUUCAUCACCAACAACUGUACUAGGCCCAGAGCGAGCUACGUGACGAAGUUUAUCCGGUUGGGCUUCACUGAUGUCGCAGAGGAGGAGAUCUUCAGCUCGGCGUACUGCUCUGCGGCUUACCUGCGAGACGUGGCGAAGUUGCAGGGCAAGGUGUAUGUCAUAGGGUGCCAGGGCGUUGUGAAGGAGCUACGGGAUGCUGGGGUUCCCAUAGUGGAGGAGGACACUGACGCACCUACUGGGACCAUUUACGACUACCCGUUGGACCCAGACGUGAAGGCAGUGCUGGUGGGAUAUGACGAGAAAUUUGAUUUCAUAAAACUGGCCAAAGCCUGCUGCUACUUACAGAAUACUGAGUGCCUGUUUCUGGCCACUGACCCUGACCCUUGGCACCCACUGCGAGGAGGCAGAAUAACACCAGGUAGGUGUUUCACUGGUGAGGGUCCUGCUGGCUUUUGUUCCAGUCCAGCACUAGCACAGCUGAUGUAAAGAGAUUCUCCGGGACUGUUUUAUACUUUUUAGCCAGUAGUUCUGAAAGUAGCACUCACCAGCCAAAAGUGGUCCCCGAAAAUUGUGUACAAUGUGCGAGGGGGCUGAAGCUCAUUGACUAGAACUCUAAUUGCUAGGGGACUGGCCCAUGUGGGGGGAAAUGUAGGGAAUAUGGCUCUGCACAGCUUCCAGAAAACAGUUGCUUUCAAACUAGGGAUUUCGUGGCUAAUUGAGGUAAAACAGUAAUUCUGCUCAUAGAUUAUGCAUGUAUGAACUAGUGAUGGGAAACAGAGGCUUUCAGAAGGCUUUGGCGCUUUCACCAAAUUGUGCCAAAAUCAGUUCAUUACUCAGAGCUUCAUUUUCUCUUCACAGUGCCCAUUAGUGACAUUACAUUUACAUUUACAUUUACAUUUACGUCAUUUAGCAGACGCUCUUAUCCAGACAUCUGCUGGUCAGCAAUAAAUAGCUACGUUUGAUCAUCAGAGAGGUUUUUUCUCCCAUUAUCAUCAAAACUCUGGUGCAGUGGUAAAUUGUUGGCUUUAGUAGCUUAUAAUCAGUUGGAAUUCCCUUUUUUUGCCUUCUAGUUUACCAUUUAAAAAACCCAGAAUCUAUGGCAUUAUUUAGGAUGCUUAAGACAAAGCUUAUACUAUAUUAAAUUAAACCAAUUAUUUGAAUAACAGUGCAGGAAGUCUGGUUUCACAUAACAAUUUUCAAAAUAGUGUGUCUUUAACGGGAUUUGACCUCAUACCCUCACAUCCCUGAAUGUCCCAUAGUUCCCUACUCUACCAGCUAAGCUACCAGUAAGGGUAAAGUUUUUUUACAAAAUCCUAACUAUAUUUGUAAGUACGGUGUCCAGUAGAAGUCCGUGUUUAAAAGCAGCUUGAAAUCGAGGAAAGCACCGGAACCACGGCAAACUCAGUGUGAUCUCGCAUUUUGCAACAAACUGUUUGAAAAAGCAUGUGAUCAAACUAAGCUUCGGACGUCAUUGAUGACGUACUACUGAUAAAGCGAUGCACUCAUCGGCACACUGAUUCGAAGUUAGCUGCUUAACGAUUUCUAUGCAUGCCUCGGAGCUCCGGUAUCAAACAUAAUAUCACUAGUAUGAACUACACAUUGACACAAAGCGGUUGGUUUAAAAAAUACUGGAGUGAUAGAGGUAGAUAUGUGUAGGGGUAAGGUGACUACGCAUCAGGAUAUAUGAUAAACAGAGUAGCAGCAGCGUAUAUGAUGAUUAUGUGUGAGUGGGUGUGUAGAGUCAGUAUAAACUUUAUAUUAUAUGCAUAUGUGUGUGAGCAAAUGAUGGAGUGAGUGUCAGUGAGCGUGUAGGGCCCUGUGAGUGUGCAUAGAUGGUGCAACUCAGGUUCAUCUCAGAUAGUCCAUGUAGCCAUUUUGUUAGCUAUUUAGCAGUUUUAUGGCUUGGGGAUAGAAGCUGUUCAGGAGUCAGACUUGAUGCACCGGUACCGCUUGCCGUGCGGAAGCAGAGAGAACAGUCUAUGGCUUGGGUGGCUGGAUACCCAUUUUCCGGCCCUUCCUUUGGAGGUCCUGGAUGGCAGGGAGCUUGGACCCAGUGAAACACUGAGCUGUCCGCACCACCCUCUGUAGUGCCAUGCGAUCAAGGGCGGUGCUAUUGCCAUACCAAGCGGUGAUGCAGACAGUCAAGAUGCUCUCAAUGGUACAGCUGUAUAACUUUUUGAGGAUUUGAGGGCCCAUGCCAAACCUUUUCAACCUCCUGAGGGGGACUGUGCACGUGUGUGCAGACCAUUUUAAGUCCUUAAUGAUUUGGACACCUACUAAUCAUGAUUAGUUGAAUCAGAUGUGUUAGUGCUGGGCUGGAACGAAAGUUUGCACAUCCUGUAGUUCACCAGGGGACCAUUAUCUACUUCAAUUUCACCUCAAUGUAACAGGGUGAAUAGGGACACCAUGUAGAAAGGGUUUACUACAUUUUAGCCCUGUGGUGCCUGGACAUACAGUAUCCACAUAUUCAUUGAGACCUGUCAUGUAAACUUUUCACAGCGCACUAGGUUGGUUGAGCACACCUGUUGGUUAAACAGUUAGUUUGUAUCAGAGAAAUGUGUCGUCAGUAUUUGGUAGACAUGGGCAGUUGUGUAGAAUGGCUUUGAAUGCUGUGUGAAGUGCAACUCAAUCCGUUUUUACUCCCAGCAACACACACAUGAUGUCUUCUAUUGUGUGCUGCUCUGUUCAUGAAAUUAAGGAUACUGCACAUAAUGUUGUUUACAGAUUGAACCCUGACAAAGGUUGUUUUGGGCAUUCCUCACUGUUUGGCUAAGUGGUCACCUGUACUGGUCCUGGAGCACUACUGGUGUCUAUUUGGAUAUUAGGUUUUGAAGGCAGGCAUUUUUUCCAGCACAACACACACACACACACACACACACACACACACAAACAUCCUAUCAAGGUACAGUCAACUACUAAUAAGUGCACAUCAAAUAAGUGUAAGCUCUGUUGAAGAGCAGUGCAGUUCACCAAUUGGUUUUAUUUUACUUGACAAUAAAAAAUAUCAAAUCAGCUCCAGUUGACAACAGGCAUUACAAAUACAUAAUUUUUAGUUUUGGAUUAUUUUUAGUGUGGCUUCAAAACAGCCCCAAGCCGUUGUAUUGCUGAAUCAAGAAUAUUCGUGCUGGGCUGGAACAAAAGCUUGGACACCUUAAGAAUGAGGGUUGCUGACCACUGCUGUACGUCAGUAUGCCGUUUACAAGUUAAACAUUGAAAAGGUAGUAGCUGGUAAUCUUCCCUGACUCUCUGGCGCCGCUUCCUCCUCUCCCUCAGGUUCGGGAAGCCUCACGGCCGCUGUGGAGACGGCCAGCAGCAGGAAAGCCAUGGUGAUCGGGAAGCCCAGCUGCUUCAUGUUCGAGUGCAUUGCCAGCCAGUUCAACCUGGACCCCGGCCAGUCCCUCAUGGUGGGUGACCGUCUGGAGACUGACAUCCUGUUUGGGGCUAACUGUGGCCUGGACACCAUGCUCACCCUCACCGGAGUGUCCACUCUGGAGGAGGCGCAGGGCUACAAGGACAGUGAUGACCCUGAGCGGAAGGACUUUGUGCCAGAUUACGUGGUGGAGACCAUUGCCGAUUUCAUUUUAGCGUAUGAAGAGGAGGAAGGCUGAGGAGGACUCUAGAAAGAGCAGACCCCUGAAGCUGUGCCAGUGCUUAAGAGACCUGGGUCAUGUUCAUUAGAGCA
Molecule: messenger RNA, 4327 nt
Organism: Coregonus sp. 'balchen'
Lineage: Eukaryota; Metazoa; Chordata; Actinopteri; Salmoniformes; Salmonidae
Source: the annotation of a GenBank genome assembly